Molecule: messenger RNA, 531 nt
Organism: Prorocentrum cordatum
Lineage: Eukaryota; Dinophyceae; Prorocentrales; Prorocentraceae
Source: the annotation of a GenBank genome assembly
AUGGAAGGCCUCCCUGUCGACCUCCAGGGCAGCGGGGCCCCUCCGCCUGUCGCAGGUGAUCAGGGCAAGUUCUCCGACGACAAGCUGGUGCAGCUCAUCAGCCUCCAUCGGAAGAUGGGCAACGAGGCCCAGGCCAACCAGGUGGAUCGUCAUAUCAAGCAGCUGGAGAAGAAGCUUCAGCAUGAUUUGGAACAGUAUACGAAGUGGUCUAACUGGCGCGCCGACAAGAAGGAGUCCGUUGGUGCGGUGCGUCGCGAGCUGGCGGGCGAGACGCAGAAGCACCAGGGUAUGGUUGAUCAGCUUCGAGCCCAAGUUUGCCCAGCUCCUGCCACGCCACAGAAGCGUUGCAUUGCCCUCCAGGACCUCCUGGAUGAGUCCAGCGACUUCCUGGACAUGGGCAGCGUUGAGGAGGUCUUCGGGGUGGACGGCUCGGUCUACGAGGUUCAGGGGUCUGACGCCCAGGAGUUCGAGAAGAGGACCACGCAACUCAAGGAGUCGAUUCAGAAGGCCGCUCGCCAGCUCUCCGGCGAG